CCUUCCCUCGCAGCUCAGAUAACCUCAGUACGACUUCCCCUCCAACUGCCUCGUGUCCGCCCCUCAUUCCCCGGCGAGAUGGUUCGUGCGCAGUUGCUUUCUCUGCUGCUCUUCUGUUUUUACGGCUUCAGCCAUGGGGAAUACACGCCCAACUGGGCGUCCCUCGACAGCCGGCCACUCCCAGGUUGGUACGACGGCGCCAAGGUGGGCAUCUUCAUCCACUGGGGCGUCUUCUCGGUGCCCUCCUUCGGCUCCGAGUGGUUCUGGAGCUACUGGCGAGGUGCUCAUUCACCGAAAUACGUAGAGUUCAUGGAGAAAAACUACCGUCCGGGCUUCACGUACGCGGACUUCGCGCCGGAAUUCACGGCCGAGUUCUUCGAGCCCGACGAGUGGGCGAGUGUGUUCAACGCCUCGGGCGCUCGCUACAUCGUCCUCACCAGCAAGCACCACGAGGGCUUCACCCUGUGGCCCUCGCGCUACUCCUGGAACUGGAACAGCCUUGACAUCGGACCCAAGAGGGACCUCGUAGGCGACCUGGCUCAUGCCCUGCGAUCCAAGACCCCGAACAUCCACUUCGGCCUCUACCACUCCCUGUACGAAUGGUUCCACCCUCUCUACAUCCAGGACAAAGAGAACAACUUCACGACCAAUAACUUCGUGGCGACCAAGACUAUGCCGGAGCUUCAUGAACUGGUGAACAACUACCAGCCCGAAGUGAUCUGGUCGGACGGCGACUGGGAGGCGUACGACACGUAUUGGAACUCGACCGGGUUCCUGGCCUGGCUCUUCAAUGACUCCCCCGUCAAGGACACGGUGGUCGUCAAUGACCGGUGGGGGAGGGGCAUCCCCUGCCACCACGGGUCAUACUACACCUGCACGGAUCACUAUAAUCCAGGUGUGUUGCAGCCGCACAAGUGGGAGAAUUGCAUGACGCUGGACAAGCACUCGUGGGGAUACCGUCGCAACGCUCCUGCAACAGACUACAUCACAAUCCACAGUCUCAUCACGGAACUCGCCCAGACAAUCAGCUGCGGAGGUAACCUGCUGGUGAACAUCGGCCCCACGCACGAGGGGCGUCUCCCCGCCAUCAUGGAGGAGCGCCUCCGGCAACUCGGCUCGUGGCUCGACGUCAACGGCGAGGCCGUGUACGACUCCGUGCCGUGGAAGCACCAGAACGACACGGUGGCUCCUGGGGUAUGGUUUACGUCGAAGGGCGACCUUGUGUAUGGCAUCGCACUCUCUUGGCCCAAAGAUAGCCUCAUGACUCUCGGCUCUGUCUUAUCAACGCCGCAUACCCACAUCACGAUGUUGGGCUACAAUGAGAACCGCGUGACCAGGAGGUUGAAGUACAAAGCGACGAAGAGCGGAAUGCAGAUCGUAUUCCCGCCCAUGGCCGAAGUGAAGAGCCAGUGGGCGUGGGUGCUGGUCAUGGCCGGUGUCACGCCCGCUUCGGCCUGAGGUUAAAGACGAGGUCAAGGCUCCUUCUGAACUGCUCGAUGUUUGUGAAUGAUUCUGUGUUUGGACAUUCACAAUUGAUGAAUGUUUUAUUUUGUAUUUGCGAAGUGUUUGAUAUUCUUAAAUUUGGGUAGUGCUGAGUGAUUUGCAUAUAAUUUGACAAAAAUAUAAAGUUACACAUUGCGACGGGUUGGUAAACGUUAUGAAAAGGUAGAUAUAAUUAUGGAAAUGCUAAGUAUAGUGAGAGAUAAUUGAGCGAAGAAACACUAUGUAUGCAGAUUAUGGAAUUAUGGAAAUGCUAAGUAUAAUGAGAGGUAAUUGAGUGAAGAAACACUAUGUAUGAUGAUAAAGUUUCCCCAAGAAAA
Messenger RNA from Penaeus chinensis, 1820 nucleotides. RefSeq names its product alpha-L-fucosidase-like. The record is from RefSeq and is a predicted model, not a curated record. Gene Ontology annotation, cellular component: lysosome. Bases 79 to 1458 code for a protein of 459 amino acids. NCBI's taxonomy places the organism in Eukaryota, Metazoa, Arthropoda, Malacostraca, Decapoda, Penaeidae. Gene Ontology annotation, molecular function: alpha-L-fucosidase activity. Gene Ontology annotation, biological process: glycoside catabolic process; fucose metabolic process. The transcript has 9 exons.